Messenger RNA from Paramormyrops kingsleyae, 4450 nucleotides. It is a transcript of the gene msl1a, whose product is annotated as MSL complex subunit 1a. Gene Ontology annotation, cellular component: MSL complex. Lineage: Eukaryota; Metazoa; Chordata; Actinopteri; Osteoglossiformes; Mormyridae. Gene Ontology annotation, molecular function: chromatin binding. The record is from RefSeq and is a predicted model, not a curated record.
GAGUGGGCCAGUGAAAUGGGGGGACAAUGGUAAAAAGAGUCUUUGGCGAGGAAGUAAUAAUAAUAAUAAAACAAUCCGAGAUGUGGCGCGAAGUGUGUAAUUUACUGGUGUGCUAUCAGCAUUAGAAAACUGGUAUUUGAGGUUUACGAGUCGCCCUUAACUGCAAAGAGCUAUAGUGUUAUUGUUUUUUUUUCUUCGCAGCAAUCUAAAAUGGAGGAGCUCUGCUGUGGCAAUGGGCAGUUCUUACGCUUAUUCGUUUGAGAGAUAUACAUACGUUUAUUUUUACUUAAUGGACCGAAAGGACAUUAAAAGAUGAAAAUAUCAAUAACUGACCAGGCAAAUGCUUUAGUUAAUAGAGUUUAACGUGCCGGUUUGAUGUGGUGUUUUUGUAACUAGUCGCGGUUUAAAACGAAGCGCGGUGGAUGGUUCGCUCACUUGCGUCGUCGGCGCUUUUUAAGACAUUAGAUCGCCGACGUAAUCGGGGGUGAGCGACGUUUGUUCGCCGUAGUCUGAUCGAGGUAUGAUUCUAGAAAAUGGAGGCGAUUUUCUGCGGAGAAACGAGAAGGGGGAAGCGACUUUAACCGAGGGAAAAAAAAACACACGGCAUAUCAGGUUGGCCCAGUGACUAAACAACAAGGAUGAAGAGUGACAGUUGACCUCCCAUCGCACCCGCCCAUCCCAAAUAAACAAAUGUUUUUGUGGGAGAUCUCAAAGCAUUCGGACUCUACUGGGCGUCUACCUUACAGCUAGCUGAUAAGCAUUUUUCAUUUAACAAGCGAUCGCAGCCAGGUGUGGGAGGCGGCUAGGCCGCUCGCUUGGGAGUCAGGGGGGUGGUGUUUGCUCGCCAUGAAUAUGAGAUCCACUGUGUUUGCCACUGCGGGAUACAAGCUGGACACGGAGAUAAACGACAAACCCCAGACGGGACCCGGCAACUCGGUCAGCAUAAAGAGAGAGUGCAGCUUCGGGGACGACCUCCACGACGUGCUGGGGGACAUCAGGAACAGCGGCGACCAAAAACCGCACGGCAAGUCCAGGAAACUCAGCCUCGGUCACGCCGGCAGAGCUGGCCGGAGCCUUGCGGUGGGGGGACAGAACAAGCCCGGCGCCGCAGAGGGACAAGAGGAGAACUGGGUAAACGCGGGGACCCUGACAGUCCCGGCUAAACAGAUGGGGGGCGAGGGCACCCCGGUGAAGAGUAAAACGUUGUUCGGAUAUAACAACAGUAUGGACAAAAUAGAAGUGACUGCGGCAAACGCUAACAAUAGCUCCAGGGAUGUUAGCACGGAGGGUGGCGACAGAGUGGCUGCCGCAGGACCUUUUAACAUCUCUCCGCUGGAGCUCGGAUCGGAGGGAAAGUGGAAAAGCGUGAGGAAAAGCAGCAGCCACUCCCCCGCGCAGGCCACCUGCCUCCGACAGAUUCUCCUGCUGCAGCUGGAUCUGAUCGAGCAGCAGCAACAGCAGCUGCAGUCCAAGGACAAGGAGAUAGAUGAGCUGAAAGCGGACAAGGAGACGCUGCUGGCACGGAUUGAGCGCAUGGAGCGCCGCUUACAGCUGGUGAAAAAGGAUUCACGUGACAAGCGCCUCUUCCAGCCUCUCGAACCCUGGACACCAGACAAGGAUGAUGACUUAGAGGGUAUAGCUGGUGACAGUACACCAGUAUAUACCCCGAAGACCCCGUCAUUUGGCCGAGGUGGCAAAGGCCAUAAAAGGAAGUUCUGUUUUCUGGAAUCCAAGACACAGAAGUCUCGGGGAAAAUCAAAAUUUUCGCCCCAAAAGUUAGAGACUGAAGGCUUCCAAAGGGAGUUGCGCAGCAAAGAGACUCCAGAGAAGGUGGGGGUUGGACAACCUCCAAGUCCACCUCAGUCCAAAGAGUUACCACAAAGCUCUGCUCAGAUGGAGGAACUUCCCUACAUGUCUACUACAGAGAUGUACCUGUGUCGCUGGCAUCAGCCACCCCCCUCUCCUUUGCGUGAGCCCUCCCCCAAGAAGGAGGAAGUUGUGGCUAUCCCAUCUUGGAGAGAAAAUACCAUGGUCCCCCUGGAAAAAGAAGCAGUCUCUGACAUCCCAGAGAAUUUGGAUGAUGGUGUUUUUUUGAAACGACACGCGAAGCUGGAACUGGAUGAAAAAAGAAGGAAAAGAUGGGACAUCCAGCGGAUUCGUGAGCAGCGCAUGUUCCAGCGGCUGCAGCAGCGCAUGAACAAGAAGAAGGGCAUUCAGGAAAGUGAGCCGGAGGUGUCCUCAUUCUACCCCGAUGCCGAAGAUGUGGAGUCACUACUGAUCACACCCUUCCUGCCUGUGGUGGCAUUUGGACGACCGCUGCCCAAACUGACUCAACAGAACUUUGAACUUCCCUGGCUUGAUGAACGCAGCCGCUGUCGCAUAGAAAUGCAGAAGAAACAGACUCCACACAGAACUUGUCGGAAGUGAGGGAUCCUCAAGCCAAGCAAGAUUAAAAUCUCGCAGAACGAGAUUCUUCUAAGAAUGAACUGGAGUGUGCACAAAAAUACCCACUGUUGUAGCAUGUAACAUGCCCUCUUUGGCAUGUCCGUCCUUCAGAACAGAUUUCCUCAAAUGUCAUGAGAACAGAGACUCUCCUAGGGAGGCGUACCUGGCCUUGUGGUAGUUCUGGUUGAAAACAGCUACAUUAUAUAUGCCACACAUGUAACAAUGGAUUUGUGUUUGUUAAAAAAUAAACUUACAAUAUUUGGUUUGUAACCAGAUAUCCCAGCAUUUGGUUAUCUUUUUGUAAUAUGGUCUCUAAAAAGCUUCAGCCUCUUAACACCGAAUUAAGCCUCCCAAAGUCAAUCACCCUGCCUGAUUAUACAGUUAAACUUUAAACAGUGAGGGCUGUGUGAACUUAAGAUGCCGAAAAUUCCCCAUUCCGUUUUGAUUCGUUGAUGUACAUUUACAUCAAUGUAGGACUAGUCAUGAGUCCAUACAAUGGAAAUGCUUUGCAAAAAAGGAUACCACAAGUUCCACUAGCGUAGCAGUUGUGAAAGUUUUGCCUUACAACUGAAAUGGGCUGCGAUGUAUGGCAUAAGCAUAUUGUACUUAACAUCAGUGAUAUUUGGUAUUUUGGAAAUAUAACGCGUAGUGUUUUUGUUUUACAUUUAUUAUGAGUGUAGUAAAUUUAAAGGCAAGAUUAUAACCCUGGGUUAUAAUGACCUUGCAUCAAUAAGCUAUCAGCCUUGGUUGCUGUAAUGUUCUUACUAACAUUGCAAACGUUUGAUACUGAUUGUGCUCCACAGGGGUCUUUAACAUGGCGGUGAAUGUCUUUGGCAGUGUGGAGCACCAUCCAGCAAUGUACAUGAGCGCAAUAUUUCCAUUUCUAAAAUGUAAAUGUGUACAACAGUAGCUGAUGUUGGUGAAAACCCAUAAAGAAUGAUGCUUUAUUAUGCAGAUAUUUGCCACACAAGGGCCGCAUUUCCCGCCUAUAUUUGGACCUUUUUGUUAUUCUGUAGAUAUUUAGCAUAUUUGAUCUGAAUUGGCUGCUGAGCUGGGCUGGCAAAUUUUAUUUUCGUUGUGGAAAACCAGCAGAGGAAAACAUACAUGAAACUGUCUGAUUUUCUUUGAUAAUGACCUGGAAUGUGUCAAGUUAAAUAACACAGGGUUAAGAUGACGGUUACUCUAAAAGGGAUGGUCCAUGUAUGUGGUGAACAAUGUAAUAGCUGAGGUACCCUUCUCUGUGAAGAUGCUUAGAAAAAUAUACCCCCCCCCCCCCCCCCCGAGAUGGUCUGCAGCAAUGCUGACAGCAAACACAAGUGUGUUCAUUUCAUCUGUUCAUAUUGUCCUUUGGUAGUCCUGAGAAACUGAUUCAUAUUAAGAAGGUUUAUCCUAUUUCUCAACUUUUAGAAACAAUUUUUGUGGCUCAUUACUGACUUUCAUUUCAUAAGGCUGUAUAUUUUUUGUGUGUAACUUCUUUCUGAUGUGUCCCAAAACUUCACAGCUUUUCAUCUUAAACACUCUUCUAAAUUCAAAAAUGUCGUAAGCUGAACACCUCUGCUAUCUUAAAUUUCCAGCAUACAGUCUUGUAAAUGGACGGUAUUUUGUGACAAGCAGUACCAGUGAUGUUUGGGCCAUUUAAUAAGCACUGCUGAACUCUUCUUUUGUUCUCACUUAGCAAUGCUUUCUGAUAUGUGCCUGGGUCAUGUUGAAACUGUUUGUUAAAUGCGUUGUGUUGUCAUAUUGCUUGACCAUUUGAAACUGGUGGAUUGACCCCUGCAAUUCUACAGAAAUCAAGUUAAAUUUUUGAAGCGCAAAGUCAGUUCCUAUGUACAUAACCUGAAACAAAAUGCUGUAUAUAUGGAAGACAUGCCUGUUAUUUUUAUAUUAUUUAAAGUUUGAGUGUUAAGUAUGUUCAGUAUUGAUAUUCUUUAAAAAGAGCUUGUAUGUUGAUAAAUUGACAAGUUUGUUUUGCAAUAAAAUACAAAAAUUGAGAAUGUAUAUCUUA